Molecule: messenger RNA, 2652 nt
Organism: Aspergillus calidoustus
Lineage: Eukaryota; Fungi; Ascomycota; Eurotiomycetes; Eurotiales; Aspergillaceae
Source: the annotation of a GenBank genome assembly
AUGACUCGAGUAACUCGAAGGACUACCUCGGUGCUGGCUAGGCGAAGCCCGAGCAGGAUUACAAAGCGCAAUUUACGGAAGCAUAAGGUGAUCUUAGAGUCGGUCACCCAAGCGAAGAAAAAGCUCCGGAGUGUUAUAUCCUUCGAGGCUAAAGCGCCACCGGGCUACACCUUCAUUCCCGCGGGAAAUCCGCACUUCACAACAGCUUGUAAAGAGCUCUGUCGAAAAGAUGGCAUGAAGGUGUAUGCUGUUUCUACGACCCCUCAUCUGCACACGCACGGCCUGUCUCAGCAUGUGCAUCGUAUUGGUUAUCAUUUCCCCAGCGCUACCGUUGCAGCUGUGUGCAUGGACCGAGGUUUAUACCUCACGUCAACCGGGAAAACAGUGCCCUUCUACGGCACGGGGAAUGAUACCGGUCCCGCAGAAACUAACUCGGUUUCCCAGAUAACCAUAAACACAGAAGCUAGAGAUGUGCUUAAAGAUCUCUUCCCAAAUAUCCCGGACAAUGACCUGAAUCAGAUAAUUAAAACUGCAUUCCAAAAGGGCCAACGUAAAGUAGGUACAGCUGUCGAGCUUCCCCUCGCCCGUCGAGCGCAGUUGGCUGUUGUCGCUCACAUUCGACACAUCUACACAAACUAUGAUCGUCUCCUCAAGACUACCUCCUUUCAUGAGGCGAGAGCAACUGUUGAACAGCCGACCCUCGCCAAAUUAGUAGAGUGGAGAGGCGAUGAUGAGAACGGCAAAACCGUCCUUGAAGACGUGUUUCGCGAAGUCAUUGUUAUAUCCGAUGACGAGGACAGUGAUAUUGAGAGUGAGCCGCAGCCAUUACAUGGUCGAGAUACCAGUGUGGAGGUGAUCUCUAGCAAUCCCGUGGUUGAGGAACUUCAGAUGAGACCUCUUGAUCAUGACGGCGCUGCUCUUCGUGGCACCCACUUUGAAAAUCUGGAAGAUGAGGCCCCGCCCGGAUUUCGUUUCAUCCCAGAAGUCCCUAAAAGGGCUAAGAUUGAUCGGCGCGGCUUCAGCAGAUACCAGGCUUGGGACCGUGCUAUCAAUCGGUACAAAAAUUACAGGGGAGGUCCUGGCCAGCAAGCACCAUCGUACUCCGUUGAAGGAGAUCGAUUGCAAGAGAACCGUGGAUCUGACAGGGAACCCUCCUUGCGCCGACCUAUUGGAAAUCGUCAUCCUUCUGGUACUCCAUUGAUCAUAUCUAACCACAGGGCAGUCACUACUACUAAUCCGAGCCGACCACCACUUCAACCGAUGGCAGAACAUCGUCGAUAUGAGUUAUAUCCCCUUUCCGAGCUGCCAAGCAAGAGGAAGGAUGCUCUUGUCUCCCCCAAACCACCCAACUUGGUCCCUCCAGAAAGAGCACCAAUCCCUGAUGCAGUGAGGCCCUCUUUUCACCAGUCUGACUUGACCAACCGGCCUGUGUUUGUCAGCGGCCCAAAGGACAUCAUACAUGAGAGGCAUGAGGACACUCUCAGAUCCCCUCCCCGACCGCCGGGACGCUUACACAGUAGGAAUGUGAGCCAGCAGGACCGUGUGCUCCCCUCUAUUGAAAGCCCUAUCCCCGUGGAAAUCAAACGUCCAAGCAGUGGCCAUAUAGAGCAUCUUACAAAAAGGCUGUCAGGGGCAUUCAACUUUCGCUCAGUGACGCCACACCGCCAGAUUCACCAGGACUUUCCAAACCAUCCUAUCCCACAGGAACCGGUGCAGGAUCAUGCCUCUAAAAGACGGCGCAUGGCUUACUACGAACCAACCCCAAUGGAGAAUGCCCUUCCCAGCCAUACACCCCCUGCAUUGAGUGUUUACCCCGGGGAACGAUAUGUUCCAGCCGAACAGCCUGUUCUCCACAGUGGUACCAGUAGGGGGUUUGUUGCCUCUGUUGAACCGCCUCAUAUUGCAAAGCACCGGCCAGACACGAUCCAGGGCCCUUCCUUGCCUUUCGCACGUUUUGAUCGCGAGGCCCCAAUUCCCGCGCAUCAAGGACCAAGCUGGGAUUAUGAUGCCCAACUGUUUCCUCCCGGUCGUCUUGUUAAUCCUCAUGUCUCCCGUCGUGAAUCUCCAGGUCAGCCCCAACCCCGUAUCAAACCUGAUACGACAUACGGCCAGCCUGUUGGCACAAGUGGCCGUGAUGGGAGUUUCCAGCCUCGUUUACCGGAUGCACCCGAGCCACGCACUUUGCAAUGUGUUCACGAGCAUAUUGCCGGGGGGUACAGACGCAGAAAGAUAACGAAGCCUCAGCAUGAACCUGUCCGGCGGAGCCGGGACUCCCAUGUGCCAUAUAAGCCUAUAGAGAAUCAGAGUACUUAUGCGGCUGGCUUUGUCCGUCCCGUUGAUCAUCGGGACCCCAGUGUUUCAUCAGAGCACAGGCAAAGCCAUCGGCUUCCUCCAAGCCAGAUAAUGGUCAUGCACCAACCCCACCUCGCGGUCGAGCUCACUUUGGAUCUCAGGCCCAAGCUUUCCCUCUGCAACAUUCAAUUAUCAGCGGCGCAGGACCGAGAUAUCGUGAGAACGGGCAAUAUACAACCCCACCUCCAAUCUACCAGCAUAACAGACAGCCGCAGAAUAACCUACCCCUUCCACGGACGACUUACGACUGCCAUCAACGCACACACCCCGCCGAUGAGCGACCACCUCCUGUCUAUAUGA